This is a messenger RNA of Pteronotus mesoamericanus, 945 nucleotides long. Its product is annotated as olfactory receptor 51I2-like. The transcript has a single exon. Gene Ontology annotation, molecular function: G protein-coupled receptor activity; olfactory receptor activity. Gene Ontology annotation, cellular component: plasma membrane. Gene Ontology annotation, biological process: G protein-coupled receptor signaling pathway. Bases 1 to 945 code for a protein of 314 amino acids. Lineage: Eukaryota; Metazoa; Chordata; Mammalia; Chiroptera; Mormoopidae. The record is from RefSeq and is a predicted model, not a curated record.
AUGGGAAGUAACCCUGACAACAGUUCAAAGUUGCCUUCUUUCAUCCUGACAGGUCUGCCAGGGCUGGAGAUCUCACAACACUGGAUGUUUCUGCUCCUUGGAACUCUCUACAUUGUCUCCAUUGUGGGCAAUGCCCUCAUCCUUUUUAUUAUCAAGGAGAAGCAGAGCUUGCAUCAGCCUAUGUACUACUUCUUGUCCCUGCUAUCAGUUAAUGACUUAGGUGUGUCUUUUUCCACUCUGCCCACGGUGCUAGCCACGUUUUGUUUUCACUUACGGAAGAUCAGCUUUGAUUCUUGCAUGACUCAAAUGUUCUUUAUCCACCUCUUCUCCUUCACAGAGUCUGGGAUUCUUCUGGUUAUGAGUUUUGACCGCUAUGUGGCCAUCUGUAACCCACUGCGCUAUGCCACAGUGCUCACUGAUGCUCGUGUGGCACGCAUGGGCAUGUCUGUUGUCAUUCGCAGUUUCUGCAUGGUUUUCCCACUACCUUUCCUUCUGAAGAGGUUGCCUUUCUGCAAGAACAAUGUACUCUCCCAUGCCUACUGUCUGCAUCCAGAUCUGAUCCGCCUGCCCUGUGGCGACAUCACCAUCAAUAAUAUUUUUGGUCUAUUCAUUGUCAUCUCUACCUUUAGCCUGGACUCUGUACUCAUUCUUCUCUCCUAUGUGUUCAUACUACGCUCUGUACUUGCCAUUGCCUCUUGGGAGGAACGAUUAAAGACACUCAACACAUGUGUAUCACACAUGUGUGCUGUGCUCAUCUUCUAUGUUCCCAUGGUUGGUGUGUCCAUGAUGGCUCGCUAUGGGAGGCAUGCUCCACAGUAUGUGCACACACUCAUGUCCCUCAUUUAUCUCUUUGUUCCUCCAAUGCUCAACCCUGUUAUCUAUUCCAUCAAAACCAAAGAGAUUCGUCAAAGUCUUUCCAAAAUGCUACUGGGAACCAAGAUUUAA